Molecule: messenger RNA, 717 nt
Organism: Rotaria sp. Silwood1
Lineage: Eukaryota; Metazoa; Rotifera; Eurotatoria; Philodinida; Philodinidae
Source: the annotation of a GenBank genome assembly
AUGACUGAUGAAAACAUCACUUGUCAAAUAGAGCCAGAUAAAACUAUUGAGGACCUUAAAAAAAUGAUCCAAAAAAAGAAAGGUAUAUUGGCUGACCAACAACGAAUCAUUUUUGCUGGAAAACAAUUAGAAGAUAGAGCAACACUAACUCAUUAUGGAAUACAUAAUGGAGCUACGCUACACCUAGUUCCUCGUAAGCGUGUUGAAGCUCCACCUACGCUAGAUCUUUCAAGUCUCGAUCCACAAUAUGAUUAUGAUUUUUCAAAUGUGCAAGAUUGCGAUCGGAAAUUCCGACGAGGUGGAAUCGAUUAUGUUCGUCCUUGCGGCUGGAAACGCUUUGCUAUUAAAGUAACAGAUAAAUAUGAAAAUUUAAUAUGGCUAGGUCAUCAUAACAAAGAAGGAGAAUGGCCUGUGUCUUACCAUGGAACUGGUUUUAAUCAAAAUAAAACUAUGGCGACAGAUGGCUACAAUUUAACAAAAGGUAAAAGAUAUGCCUUUGGACACGGCGUUUAUUCAACUCCUGACGUAAGCGUAGCAGAAAAAUAUGCAGUCAAAUUUUCACAUGAAGGAAAUCAAUAUUUGGUUGUACUGCAAAAUCGAGUGAAUCCUGAACAAUUAGUAAAAUUACCAGCUGCUGAAACUGGCAUCGGUGAUUACUGGAUUAGCCCUAGCGACAAAGAUAUCCGUCCAUAUGGAAUCCUUAUUCGAAAAGUUUAA